AGGGUGGGGCUGGGCCUCGGGGCUGGACGUACUUGGGUCACACUGGGAAGAUAACUUGGUCUGCUGGUCCCAUCCCUGCGACGCCCAGAGUUGUGUUGGGCUCACACCAGUGAAGGGCGGCUCUCCCCGAGUCUGAGGAUUCCGUGAAGAUCCUACACUUAGGUGCAAAGCCAGGAUGCGUGAAAUCGUGCACAUUCAGAUCGGCCAGUGUGGUAACCAGAUCGGAGCCAAGUUUUGGGAGGUGAUUGGUGAAGAGCAUGGGAUCGACUCAGCUGGGAGCUACCACGGGGACUGUGCUUUGCAGCUGGAGAGGAUCAGUGUGUACUACAACGAGGCCCACGGUAAAAAAUACGUGCCCCGGGCAGUCUUGGUGGACCUGGAACCUGGGACGAUGGAUAGCAUCCGAUCCAGCAAAUUGGGAGCUCUCUUUCAACCAGACAGUUUUAUCCAUGGUAACUCGGGGGCUGGUAACAACUGGGCGAAAGGCCACUACACUGAGGGAGCGGAACUGAUGGAAGCUGUCCUGGAUGUCGUGAGGAGGGAGAGUGAGAACUGCGACUGCCUGCAGGGCUUCCAGAUCGUCCACUCCCUGGGUGGGGGGACGGGCUCCGGGAUGGGCACUCUGCUCAUGAACAAGAUCAGGGAGGAGUACCCGGACCGCAUCAUGAACUCCUUCAGCGUCAUGCCCUCCCCGAAGGUGUCCGACACGGUGGUGGAGCCAUAUAACGCUGUGCUGUCCAUCCACCAGCUGAUCGAGAACGCAGACGCCUGCUUCUGCAUCGACAACGAGGCCCUCUAUGACAUUUGCUUCCGCACCCUGAAGCUGACAACGCCCACCUAUGGCGACCUCAACCAUCUGGUGUCCUUGACCAUGAGCGGCAUAACCACCUCCCUCCGGUUCCCAGGGCAGCUCAACGCAGACCUGCGCAAGCUGGCGGUGAACAUGGUACCCUUCCCCCGCCUGCACUUCUUCAUGCCCGGCUUCGCCCCGCUCACAGCCCAAGGCAGCCAGCAGUACCGGGCCCUCUCAGUGGCCGAGCUCACCCAGCAGAUGUUUGACGCCCGCAACACCAUGGCUGCCUGCGACCCCCGCCGUGGCCGCUACCUGACAGUGGCCUGCAUCUUCCGGGGCAAGAUGUCCACCAGGGAAGUGGAUGAGCAGCUGCUCACCGUGCAGACCAGGAACAGCAGUUGCUUUGUGGAGUGGAUCCCUAACAAUGUCAAGGUGGCUGUCUGUGACAUCCCACCCCGGGGGCUGAACAUGGCUGCCACCUUUAUAGGCAACAACACGGCCAUCCAAGAGCUCUUCAAUAGGGUUUCCGAGCAUUUCUCUGCUAUGUUCAGAAGGAAGGCUUUUGUGCACUGGUACACUAGUGAGGGGAUGGAUGUAAACGAAUUUGUGGAAGCUGAAAGUAACAUCCAUGAUUUGGUAUCUGAGUACCAACAAUUUCAAGAUGCCAAAGCGGUUCUAGAGGAAAAUGAAGAGGUCACUGGGGAGGCAGAAAUGGAACCAGAAGACAAGGAACAUUAAGCACAAGGCGCUGCGAGCCUAAGCUGCAGGGUGUAGUCACUUACACAACAGUGUCUCUUAAGAUGAGCGUUUCCCUGCAGCACCCCCGAGCCUAUUCCGCACUGCAGCAUAGGGAGCCGGACCCACACGCUCAGCAUCAGCUUCCACACAGGCCCAUGGGGGAGGGGGCCGGGGAAUAACCGAUAGGCAUUAGGGUCUUCUGCUGGCAUUUACUAACCUUGAAGAGUUUGAUAUUCAAAGCACACUCUACUAACUGUUUUGAAAUAGUAAAGUGAAUUUAUCAAAAAGCACUCCCUUUAAGAAUGUUUAUUGGGUAUUUACUGUAUGCAUAGCACUGUGCCAGGCCCCAAGACUAUGCGUGUGGACGUGUGGGGGGCCACCGCUGUUGAUGUUGUCAACUCGUUAGCAGCAGUGAUAAGCACCCUGGAAUCCUUACUUGGCAUCCCGGGGCUGCUAGGACUCUUACCUCUGCUUCUCUCGUAACACAUGAUGCCCAGGAUCCUACCUUCUCAUCCUGGCCAGCUUCCAGAAAAGCCAGGUGACUAACCGGUAUGUGGUGAGCUACCCAGCAAUGUAAAUGUGAGCCAACUUCCACUAGUAAAUGGUGUAGACCUGUGUACACUUCAGCACACUAACAGGAGAGGGGAAAAGGGAGGAAAGGAAAGUGGCAGUCCUCUCCACAAAAACAUCCGGCCCAAACAUCAAAAACAAAAACAAGCAAUCAAGAUCUUAGAAUAGUUUAGCUUUUAACAUAUAUAUUUAUAUAAGUUUCCUAUUAGUGUUAGGUUCUGGGAAUUCAUUAAUCAUCAUCUUUGGUUUUCCUUGUAAAGGCUAUUUCAAAACGCCCAUUUCACUUCCAUUCAGCAGUCACCUUCUGAGAAGGCUCUGGAGCCCCUGCUUUCAGAAGGGCACACUGCACUCCCAGCAACCAUUCAAACGCAGGAAUUAAGCAGCAACGGCUGCAGUGUCCUUCUCAGUUACGGAGGACAUCAUCUCAUUAGGGAACUUUUACAGUUCAAAUUAAUUUGCAGAAGUUGCCAUAAAUGUUUGCACGAUGACACAGCUUUAACCAUUACACAAUUUUAAUCUGCUCACAUUACAACAGGACCAAGUACACGAGAGCGUAAUCAAAUCAUCCAUAACUUCUUAAUUACAGUUUACCUAAUUCUGACAUACAGCACUGCCAUCCCUUCCAGGACCAUAAGGGUUUUAAUGGCCUUCUAGAAUUACCACUGAGCUGUACUAUUUGAUCCAUGCACAGCCGGGAAUGGGAAGAGGGUCCGACCCUCACUGCAGGAAAGUUACUUGCAGGCAGCAGGGUUCUGCCCUCCUGCUUUGCUCUUGUAAUCUGCAGUAAGAAGGGAGCAGGCAGGUGCAUAACAGCAGCUCAUUCUGGGAGACUUCAUUCUUUUCACAUAUGCAUCACGAGCAAGUAACUAAAAUAUGUACUGAGAGACAAUUAAGUCUUGCUGCUGGUAUCAUACGCCUCUUAUUUACAAAAUUUUUUUAAAAAGUUUUAAACACUUUCUACUUGGUUUCAAGAAGCACUAAGAACAAAGCAAGGUUUACUAAGAAACUGCACCUUUACACUCUUAGUUUGAAGUUCACAACUUCCUUAGAUGCUAAAAAGACUUACAACCUGUGAUUAUGGAAGAAUUCAUACACGUGCUUCCUCUAGGACUUUCCUUCUCAAAUCUAAAAAGGCAAUUAAAUAGAUGCAAGGCAGGCUAGAGACCUUAAUUAAAAAAAACUGAUUUAUAUUACUGUAAAGAUUUUCGUUUGAUCAAUAGUGAUCAUUAAAGUACAAAGAAAUUCAAUUUUAAAUGGCUAAACUGCUUUAUUUCAGACUAAAUGAAUUCCUUUUCUUGGAGCCUAACUGCCCAGACUGAUUAACUCGAGCAGCUAAAAAUAUUUCAAAAUGCAUCUCACCAUCCUACUCUUUCAUAUGGUAGAAAUAGAUUAAAAAAAAAUAACAACAAAAAAACCCUAGAAACCAAAAGAAAUGCGUCCCCUCUGAUUGUGAAGCGCCGAUUCCUUUAGCCGUAUGGUUGCUACGGCGACACUGGUCUCUCAGAGACGGAGAGUAGGAUCAGAAUUUUAGAGCUUGUCCGAUGCCUUCAUUUCACACACAAGAACGCUGCAGGAGUGAAGAGAUUAAUGAUGCCCUCAAAAUCACCCACCUGGUUAGUGAAAUACCCACAACGAGCUGUGACAGGGCCCCGGGACCUGGACGCAGUAGUCCUAGCGGUCACCCAGCAGGGCUGCGUGCAGGAAGUUUCCCUCUCCACAGUAUCAGUUCAGGACUUCUUCUAAUCACAAUGAGCCUCAAAGAAUCUUUGCCGGACAAUAAAUUUGUCUUUCAUUCAGUUCAUCCUUUCCAUGUCACAAGCCCUGUCCCUAAGUCUCACCUCUAAUUAGCCUGUCUGCCUCCCUAACAAACGACUUAUCUCUAAUUACUUGUCUGGAAAUAAUUUAACCCUUUGCCUAUCAGCUACUUCAUUUGUCCGGUAUCAAUGGCCCGACAGCCUUGUGAUUAAUUUAUUCCUGUCUCUGUAAGGAAAGAUGCUUCCUAGUACCUUACUCUUGGGGAUGAAGCACUGACAAGUGAGGUGCCUUGAUCUCAAAACAGCAGGACAACAGCCCCGAGGCAAAGGGCUCAGGGGCUCUUAAGCUGCUACUGCCCAGCGUCCCAGCUCUCCCACUCACUCUGGGGCUCCUCCUUCUGCGUCCGUCCUGUGCCGAGAAUUAAAUAAAAGCUACAGGUCAAGCAUCCUGGGGCAGGAAGGCAUCUCCAGAAGCCGAGAACAAAGGCAUUUUCUUGGGCU
Messenger RNA from Equus caballus (horse), 4356 nucleotides. RefSeq names its product tubulin beta 1 class VI (gene TUBB1). Gene Ontology annotation, cellular component: microtubule; cytoplasm. Gene Ontology annotation, molecular function: GTP binding; GTPase activity; structural constituent of cytoskeleton. Lineage: Eukaryota; Metazoa; Chordata; Mammalia; Perissodactyla; Equidae. Gene Ontology annotation, biological process: mitotic cell cycle; microtubule cytoskeleton organization. The record is from RefSeq and is a predicted model, not a curated record.